Molecule: messenger RNA, 2962 nt
Organism: Trachemys scripta elegans
Lineage: Eukaryota; Metazoa; Chordata; Testudines; Emydidae
Gene: CAMLG
Product: calcium modulating ligand
Biological process (GO): tail-anchored membrane protein insertion into ER membrane
Cellular component (GO): GET complex
Source: RefSeq, a predicted model, not a curated record
AGAGUGAAAAGAAGAUGAAAACUACGGUAUUAACUGCUGCUCUUUUACUGUCAGGAAUCCCUGCAGAAGUGAUUAGUCGCUCCAUGGAUACCUAUAGCAAAAUGGGAGACAUUUUCACAGAUCUCUGUGUUUAUUUCUUUACUUUUAUCUUCUGCCAUGAACUGCUUGUUUUUUUUGGUUCUGAAGUGCCGUGAUGGCUGUAGAACUCAAUACAGUAGUUGCAUAAAAGUUUUCCGUUCUGUAUUCCUAUAAUAUCGCUGGAUAUGCCACACAGGUUUAUACCUUACUUAAUUCUUACCUAUUCAAAUGCUUGAAAACGGUUAAAUCCACUCAUAUGAAUGGAAGAACAGGGUCCCAGAUUUGGGGUUGUAUUAGUACAGUUUAUUCAAUUUCUAAUGUGGAGAUUAGAGUGCAAGUGUCAGUGAUUUAUGUCUUUUGCUUAUUUAGUUAGAUGUCCUUUUCACCGUACCCCAAGCAUCACUUACAUUGUGUCACUUUCUUGUUGACUUGGUAGUGUGAGAACACAACAGAACUGGUGUGCUCUCAACAGAACUAUUUAUACAUUGUGACAGGGCUUACCUAAAGUCUGCCCCCUGUGUAUUACUUCUGUUUUUUAAAAUUUAAAUAAAGUAAAAUGUACCCAGACAUUCUGUUGUUCAAACUUUGAAUGUUGAACAAAAAUAGCCUCAGCCCAUACGCCUGCUGCUUCUGCAGCAGUUUGGUGAUGUGCCACCUCAUUGUCUUGCUCUCAGUUGAAGUCCUCAUUCUCUCUGUGCAUAAGUUAUUUGUUGUAGCCAUGACUGAUUUCAAGUGAGGAAACCGGAGCAAAACUACUAAGCAAAAAAAUCCUGUUGUCCUACAAAUGUCGUUCUUCAAGAAGUAAGAAGACAUAGAAACUAUGCUAAUCUCAUAAUGUUUCCCUGAGCAUUUGGCAGCUCUCAGUUAUCCUAUUAGUUAUCCUAACCCUAGUUUUACCCACACUUUCAUCUUGACCUCGGUUUACUACUCUCUCUAGAGGGUUCACUUUCUACAGUGAAAGCAGCACUCAAGAAGCCCGAGUCUAAAGCAGUUGCUUCAUAUUUAUUAAAAAUGUCUGUGUUGUUUUGGUCAACCGCUAGUUAACCAGGGGACUACAUAUUUUGACUAUGUAUAUCUUUUCUGUAUUUCUCUCCCUGUGUUUAUUACUAAAGACAUUUGCAUGUAAACAGGAUCUUAAUUGCAUGGGAGUUCUGCUCCGCUGCUUAAUACUGCUACUGCUCAACAGCAUAACAGAACCUUUGGCUGGCAUUCAGCAGAGCUAUUUAUAUAUUGACUGACUUGCUUAUUCCUUUGUUCUACAUGUUGGUUUGAAGUCCCCCCAAAUAAAUCACAAUAGCCAUGCUUAUUCAAAUCUGACCUACUGAAACAGGCAAUGGAAAAAACAUUUUCUUAUCGCCAUGUUGUUUUGAGUUUAUUUCCACAUGAAGAUCAAUUUGUUGAGGGGGAAAGUGGUACCUGUUAGGGAGCACAUGUAAAACCAGACAGGAGGGAUUUAGGAGGCUGCCAAGGCAGAUAAAUACUAUUCUCUCUCUAGGGGGAAGUGAGCUACCUUUUCAAUCCCACAGAAAUGUGACACAUUGAGAGGAAGGCAUGGGCUAUCUGAAGUGUUAUCCUAGCUAGCCACCCCUUCAUAUUGGCCAUCUUCAAUUAUUUCUGCUGCAUCUGAACUAGGUGUUACCUCCACCAUGUAGCUUGUCUAUUGGUGAAAUAGGCCAAUAUCAGUUUUUUAAUUUGGAGAGGAUCAAUAAUUUUAUUGGUGCUUGUCUACAGUGAUUUUUUUUUUUUUUUGUUAGGAAGCAAAACUAUCUGGCUACAUGUUGCUAAAGUAAACAAGACUGUGCUUUCUGCCUAAUCUUUCUCAACUAAAAUUAUCUGCUUUAUAAUUUUAAUUCUGUAUUUCUCAGCCAAUUGUUAGACCUAUGUCUGUGGCAUGAAAAAGAAUCGUAUGUUCUGAGUCUACACUACAUUCAGUUCUUUUGCACUACCAUUGUUUUUGUUGGCCACCCAAUUGUAUACAUUUAGGGCUAGAUUGUAAACUAUUCUGAUUAGGUCUGAUAGCACCAAUGCAGUUUCUGGUGAUAGUGUAGCUGUGUUGAUCCCAGGAUAUUAGAGAGAGACAAAGUGGGUGAGUUAAUAUCUUUUACUGGACCAACUUCUGUUGGUAAAAGAGGCUCUGUGUAGCUUGAAAGCUUGUCUCUUUCACCAACAGAAGUUGGUCCAGUAAAAGAUAUUACCUCAUCCACCUUGUCUUAGCACAAAUGUAGACACGUUAAAAGGUUCAGUCAACAGAUUCAGAUAGGGGCUUUUCAAACCAUUGUUGAAAUGUAAAUAAUGAGUCUGCUCAAAAAAUGAUACGUGACCUAACUUUCAGGAUUAUAUAGCACAUAAACAAGUAUUGCAGAAAUGCAACAUAUUAGUCCUAUGGAGGGUCUAAAAAUGCUGAAUUUCUCAUUUUUCCUGACUAAUAUUUCAGCUUUUAAGAAUGGUUUCAUUGUAAUUAGUUAAGCCUAGAAAAGCACCUUGGCAUACAGAUUUAUUCUUUCUGCACUCUAUUCCUUUUGCAUUCCUAUAACUUGGAAAUGACUAAACCAGAUUUUUUUUCAUAGGUGCCAGAAGAAAUAUUGCUCUGAGGCUUAACAUGGAAAUUUUGACUCUGAAAAGAAUACUUUUGUCAGAUAUAUAAUCCUGCUGAAGAUAGGGUGGGCAUAUAACCCUCCUCCCUGCUGUAAUUAAUGAAUGAAGCAUAGGGCUGAUAGGGCAAAUGUUCAUAAGAUGGAAUUCUUUCAUUGCUUGGUCAAGGAUGAAUUCAAUCACCAUGAUCUCAUUUUCUCUGUUCAUGUACAAUAUUCUCUUUAAUGUUUCUUUAUUUCUACACUGGUUGUUUUCAAUUAAAUUUAUUAAAUUUAUGCUUGUUACCACCUUC